Akanthomyces muscarius is the source of this 1566-nucleotide messenger RNA. RefSeq lists its product as uncharacterized. Gene Ontology annotation, molecular function: oxidoreductase activity. The coding region runs from base 1 to 1566 and encodes 521 amino acids. The transcript has 4 exons. The record is from RefSeq and is a predicted model, not a curated record. Lineage: Eukaryota; Fungi; Ascomycota; Sordariomycetes; Hypocreales; Cordycipitaceae.
AUGCCUGAAUACAUAGGAAAACGGCAGCACGUCGCUAUCAUUGGCGGAGGCGCCGCGGGCAUGGCCUGCGCAGCCACACUGGCGAAACAUCCCGGCAGAUUCAAAGUUACAUUGAUUGAAAAGGAGGCAGUGGUUGGUGGGCAAGCAACCUCAAUUGAUCUCGAUGCCCAGCAACAUGGUGCUUCAUGGAUGAAUAAUGGCGUGCAGGGCGGUUCAGCUAUAUUCAAGCACACAUUCAAUUUCUUCCGGCAAUACGACCAUCCACCACAGGAGGUCCGUCUUCAGGUUUCUUUCGGGAAAGGCAAGGAUCGCUUUUGGACCAACUGCUUCCCAAGUCGACUCAUCAAGCAGUUUGAUUCGGAUAUUAAACGAUUCGGCACUUUUUUAAAAGUUAUAAAAUGGAGUUUACCUGUUCUCGGGAUAGUCCCCAUCUCCGCCAUGCUCAGGAUAUUUUUUUUCAGCAAGGACUUUGGCGACAAGAUGGUCUACCCUCUCAUUGCUUUGUUUCUCGGCACGGGAAACCAGACAGCCUCGGUGCCAUCGGGCAUCGUGGAGCGACUCUUUAACGAUCCGAAUAUGAAGCUGUGGGACUAUGAUUCGGAGACUUUGCUGCCGAACUUGCCCACCAUGUACACAUUUGACAAGCUUCAUGAAUUUUAUUUGGCUUGGCGAAAAGAUCUCACAAGCAAGGGUGUUUCCUUUGUUAUGGAAACCGAAGUACAGGAAACAGUGUCUCGGUCGAAGAAUAAUGUUGUUCUGAGGCUGAGAAGUACUCGCUCGGAAGAGAGCAGAGAGGAGAGCUUUGACAAAGUUGUCUUCUGCUCGCUCGCUGACGAGACUCUUCGGAUUCUAGGCAAGACAGCAACUUGGCGGGAAAAGUUUGUACUAGGAGGAGCAUCGUUUUAUGAUGACAUCACCGUCACGCAUACAGACAGCUCUUAUUUCAACGAGCAUUACGAAACACACUUCAAGCCGGAACUCUGCGCGGAGCCAACAUCCGACGCACAGAGAAAGCAAGUCGAGUUUUCAAAGUCAAAUGGCUCCAGUCCCGAUACCGGAUUUCGACCCAUGUAUUAUACAUAUACUUACGAUAGCGACCCAAAGCUGAUUGAAAUGUCCUUCAACUGCAGCAAUUACCAGCACCAAUUUCGGCAGCCCGAGGCCAGCAGCGAAAACACACCAAAGCCCGUGUACCAAACAAUUUUUCUUAACAAGAAGCGGAAAGAUCUUUGGACUAUCGACAAAAUUGACGAGAGCCAAAUCAUCAAGAAAAAUUGGUGGCAUCAGCUUGGGCACCGAUGGAUUCAUUACCUGAGAGUUGUUCCAAAUAUGAUGUUCAUCCAAGGCAAGAACAGCACCUACUUUGCUGGCUCGUGGACGCUUGUGAAUAUGCACGAAGUAGCCUGCGUCAGUGGCGUUGCCGCGGCCUACCGUAUGGGCGCUGAUUAUGACCAAUUCGACAACUUUGCUACGGAUUUCUUCUCAAAGUACUUGCUUCUGUCACAUGGGCUUGUGUUUUCUCGACAAGAAAAGAAGAGACGCAGUGGACACCAUGAAUCGCAGUAA